UUCUGUCUUGUAGGAGGAACCAGUGCUCAAACGUUCAAAUGGAUCGGCUGUACCAGACUUUCCUAUCGUUCUUUCAAGUGAACUGUCUGAUCCUGAUAGUAAGGAAAGCGACGAGGAAGAAGACGAAGGUAUGGUGUGUCCCUUGUGUAAAACUGGUAAGCCACCUAACGAAUUUCCUACUGCGACUGUUACAGAGGAUUGUCAUCAUGCUCCGCUUGCGUGUUUGAGAUGUGUUGUAAAGCACGCAAAGGAAAAUGGAACAUGCACAAACAGAAACUGUGAUGCUAGGGUUGAUCCAAAUAGUAAAAUUGUGCAGCUUUUCCAAGCCAAACUUGACAGGAUGUUUGUUGAUUACAGAAAGGUGAUGAAGCAACGAGCUCAGCUUUUGAGACCACAAGGAAAUGUCAUUAGUGUGUCCACAAUAAAUGGUGAUACAGAGUGGAUACCAUUCCAUGUUAGUAUGCGUAUUGAUGACAUUAAAGAUGAAAUACAUCAGAGGCUGCAUCUACCAAAGGAGCAACAGAGAUUACUCUACAAUGAUACCAAUCUAAAGCCGGACAUGACGUUAAGCGACUACAACAUUGGAUGCAAUGACAACAUUUCACUUAUUCUUCCUCUCUACUGUAUUCCUGAGCACCUAGAUCAUGUGAUAUUUGACCUGUCUUGGGAAUUCCCUUCUGUGAAUCCGGAUUUCCUCGACGCAACAUGUAUGGCAUUUGACAAAACAAGCUUUGUUCAAGUAAUUGACUGGAAUCAUCCGGCAAACAGAUACUAUCUGAGAAACUCUAUAAAACAUUCAGAGAAAAGCUUUACGGGCCCAGGUGCCAAAACUGGGCAUCAGACAAUACAUGUAUACCUUAAGCAUGUUCCACAUAGUAUAACUCAUUUGUAUUUUAUCCUGAGUUCUUGGAGAUCACCGAAUCUAUCUGCAUUCAAAAAUCCUUCGUUAAAAUUUUACGAGGCCUCCAAUGAUAAUGCCAAUUUAUGCGAAACAACGUUUACCCAUGCUUUAAACUCACAAGCCGUUAUUAUGUGUUCCGUUGUUCGUACAGGAAUGAAAUGGCAAAUAUUUGAAUGCAGUACAGGUAGUCUUGUCGGUGGGAAUGCCAAACGAUACAAUCCAAUUCGAGCAAGGAUCGAAGAACUGAUAAGAAAUGAGAUAUGAACAUCAGUUUGUACAAAGAACCGAAUCACUUGUUUAGUCGUCAAUAUCGUGACAGAUUUCUAAUGCUAUUUUGUAAGAAGUUAACAAACAUAAUACAUUUGUAUCACACAAUUUAAAGAUUUUCAUUGAAUGCAAUCUUGAUUCUUUCGAAUCGUUUGGCCUAAACAUAUUUCUCGUUGGAAAAUCAUGUGUGAUUGUUUUGGCAAAUUGUACUAAAAAACAAACAAUGUUUUCAAAUUUUAUAAUAAUAUUCCUUUUAGAUUUUUUUUGCUAAAAUUCUGAAUUAUGAAAAAAAUCUUAUGAGACUCUGUCAAAAUGGAGGCAUGGGUGCGAUUUAAGACAUUGGGUGAUACAGUUGAAAAUAUACUUUCAUUAAGCUUUUUUUCAACUAUAUAUUCAAAGUUCAAACUGGUAAUAUCGUUGCUUUUAUUUCUGCACACUAUUAAUGUAAAAGUGCGUCGUCCAUCAUUAACACAUCAUUCAUAUGUUUGGCCCACUCUUAAUGACACUCAGUCUCUCAGACUGUUUGCAGGCACGAUACUUAGACACCGUGGGUAGAAAGCAAGGUCACAAGGUCAAAUUAUUAAUAACCUUGUUAACAGUCUGCAGAACGCAUUUGCAACUUCAUGUGUAUGACAUUUGUCGGAAUGUUUGACUUCAUAAAAUAUAGGUUAAACGGAAAAAACGAAACAAGUAAAUUAUUUUUUCUUGAUGACCUAGGGUUGAAGAAGGAAUUUAAAUACGACCAUGAUAAAAGCUGUAUUUCUCACUAUAUUCUUCUUCGAUUGAUGGAAAUGAAAAACAUGGACCUAAGUAAUUUCGUUUCUUAAGUUGUUAUUUGCUUUUGACCAAAUAUUUUCUCAAAAUUGCUGCCCUUGAUAAAGUUCUUUUUAUGUCAAUGUAAAGCAAGUCUUGCAAAACAGAUAAAUGUUUAGAUUUAUUUUGACAUGUUCUAGAAUUUAGUCAGAUUGAAUACUUGGUAAAUGUAUUCUUUAAUGUAAUUUUCAAUUUGUCAAAAGUAUUUUACAAUAUCUAAUAGAAUGACCAUGUACGUUGUCUGCUUCUUUUAAACUAUAUAUUGAACAGUGAUUUUAUUGUAUACUUCAUGUGUGUGUGUGUGUGCGUGCGUGCGUGCGUGUGUGUGUGUGAAUAGAUAAGACGCUUGUUAUCUAAUGAUAUAUACUAGAUAAAAAGUAAAGUCACUGAAGUCAUAUUAACGCGUAUAAUGAAAGGAAAGCAACAGAAAGCAUGUCCAAGUACCUUGAUCCCCCCAAAAAAUCAUGAAAAAUGUCAAGUACAUGUUUUCCAUAUUGUCACGUAGUGUCACGUACUUAGAACAUUCUUGAAAAGUUGCCCCCCCCUUUAAAAAUCAAUUUUUUAAAGAAAUAAAGAUAAACAAUUUUCAUAACUGGUGAAAACGAUGUUAAACCUAGUUAUGUCAAAUUUCAUUUGGGACAUUGUUCCAAACCAUGCCCCAAAAGCGAGUUGCUAGUCUAAUAAACACCAUCAAAAACAUAUUCGAAUUUCACAUGCGAAUGAGCUAAUGGAUCGCUAAUUAACAUGUGUCACUUAGCAACAUUCUAAUGCAGCGCAUAAUAAACCGCUAAUGGAUCGCAUAAUACAUCGCUAUGUAACACAUAAUAGAUCGCUUAAUUGAUCGCAUAAUAUAGCUUAAUGAACGCAUAAUAGAUCGCUUAAUGGAAUGCACAAUAGACCACUUAAUGGAAGGCAUACUAGAUCGCUUAAUAGGUCGCUCAAUGGAAUGUGUUUCAACAAACAGAUACAUUGCUCACAACAUGCUGUAUUCAAUUGAAAUCAUUCGGCAAAUUGUUGAUGUGACUCAGGAUUAGCCUAGAUGUACAGAAACAGUUGAAAAGGCCUUUCUAGCAUUGCUUCAAUGUAUAUAUAUCUUAUGCACGACAUGAUACAAAUUUAGAAAUUAUUCAACGUUUUCAUUUCGUGGGAUUCAGUUUUACACAUAUCAUUUGAUAAAUCAGCUAACAGAAUAUCCAUCUUUAUGAAAUAUUGAUAGACAAAGAGAAACAUACAUUCGCAACUUUUCAUGUUACACGGUAUGCCAUUUGAAUCAACAUUCCAAAAACUAAAAUGAUAUCUUGAAUUCUAUCAUAUGCUAAUUUUAUUGAAAUCUUAAACAUUACAACAUUAAAAUGCGUUUAUUUAUACAGAAUUGUAUGUAUUAAGAAAAUACCUGUAGAAGCAUAUAAACGUUAUAUAAAUAAAAUAACAUCGA
Molecule: messenger RNA, 3416 nt
Organism: Mercenaria mercenaria
Lineage: Eukaryota; Metazoa; Mollusca; Bivalvia; Venerida; Veneridae
Exons: 5
Coding region: 131-1165 (344 amino acids)
Molecular function (GO): protein binding
Source: RefSeq, a predicted model, not a curated record